GUCCAAGUGGUUGAUUCUUGUCUUCCUCGCUAAGUAGUACUCCAAUGUUACACAAACGCAACCACCCAACAACUGAAACAGGAAAACUCCAGAGAGCUCCAAACCACACAUCUCUGCGCGCGCGCGCACACAAAGUGAGAGUGAUAGAGAUCUAGAGAGAGAAACACUGAGAUCUGUAUAUAUAUAUAUAUAUAUAUAUAUAUAGAGAGAGAGAGAGAGAGAGAGAGAGAGAGAGAGAGAGAGAGAGAGAGAGAGAGAAUGAGGGAACCAGCUACGCAAUUUGUCGACGGUAACAACAAUGGAUCGUCAUCGCCUCCACAAGCCCUCCUUGAGAGGCUCAAGGAUUACGGCCAAGAAGACGCUUUUACCCUCUGGGACGAGCUUUCUCCCGACGAACGCGACCUUCUCGUUAGGGACAUCGAAGGCAUAGAUCUUCCAAGGAUCGACAGGAUCGUCCGUUGUUCAUUUCAAUCCCAAGGAGUUCAGGCAGCGGCAAUCGAACCAGUGCCGGAGGGUAGUGUAUCGACUGUGGAGGAGCGAACGCUAGAAGAGAGAGAGAAAUGGUGGAAAAUGGGGUUGAAGGCUAUCUCAGAUGGCAAGUUAGCUGUGUUGCUUCUUUCUGGUGGCCAGGGAACUAGGCUGGGAAGCUCAGAUCCAAAGGGCUGUUUUAAGAUUGGACUUCCGUCUGGAAAGUCACUUUUCCAACUUCAAGCUGAGCGAAUUUUAUGUCUGCAAAAAUUAGCGGCUCAAUCUCUAAGUGAGGGCUCGGCUGGGUUUGUGCAUAUUCAUUGGUACAUAAUGACAAGCCCAUUUACUGACGACCCAACACGCAAAUUCUUUGAAUGUCACAAAUAUUUUGGUCUUGAAGCUGAUCAAGUCACCUUCUUCCAACAGGGUACCAUACCUUGUGUCUCAAAGGAUGGUAGAUUUAUAAUGGAAACCCCAUACAGAGUUGCAAAGGCUCCAGAUGGAAAUGGAGGAGUUUAUUCAGCUUUGAAAUCUUCAAGACUGUUAGAAGAUAUGGCCACGAGAGGGGUUAAAUAUUUGGACUGCUAUGGGGUCGAUAAUGCAUUAGUCCGUGUUGGUGAUCCCACUUUCUUGGGCUAUUUUAUAGACAAAGGUGUAGCCGCAGCUGCAAAAGUGGUCCGCAAGGCAUACCCACAAGAAAAGGUUGGCGUGUUUGUACGGCGGGGGAAAGGUGGACCUCUAUCUGUAGUUGAAUAUAGUGAGUUGGAUCCAUCACUGGCUGGUGCAAUAAACCAAGGAACUGGUCGUCUUCGCUUUUGUUGGAGUAAUCUGUGCUUACAUAUGUUUACUUUGGAUUUCCUGAACCAAGUAGCAAGUGGCCUUGAGAAGGACAGUAUUUAUCAUCUUGCAGAGAAGAAAAUCCCUUCAAUCCAUGGACAAACCAUGGGAUACAAAUUAGAGCAGUUUAUUUUUGAUGCAUUUCCCUACUCACCUUCCACAGCCCUUUUUGAGGUGUUGCGCGAAGAGGAAUUUGCACCAGUAAAAAAUGCCAAUGGGUCAAAUUUUGACACUCCAGACAGUGCGCGGCUGCUAGUUCUCCGUCUCCAUACUCGUUGGGUGGUUGCUGCAGGAGGUUUCUUAACGCAUUCAGUGCCCCUAUAUGCAACUGGUGUGGAAGUUUCACCGCUUUGUUCUUAUGCUGGAGAAAACCUAGAAGCUAUUUGCCGUGGGAGAACAUUUCAUGCACCUUGUGAGAUCACGUUCUAGUUGCGACUUUUUUCUUCAUCAAUAAUCAGUUUAGUGGCUCUGUUUUGUUUAAAUGUGUAAUGAACUGAGGCCUGAAAAUAUAUGUACAACUGCGAAUGCUGUUAUUUGUGCGAAGGACAAGGGUUUGGCUAGCUUGAGCUACAAAGUGUGGCCUAAUAAUAAUCUCCAUUUUUGCCUCGUGAUUUUUAAAA
Molecule: messenger RNA, 1925 nt
Organism: Rhododendron vialii
Lineage: Eukaryota; Viridiplantae; Streptophyta; Magnoliopsida; Ericales; Ericaceae
Product: UDP-N-acetylglucosamine diphosphorylase 1-like
Exons: 15
Coding region: 259-1734 (491 amino acids)
Biological process (GO): UDP-N-acetylglucosamine biosynthetic process
Molecular function (GO): UDP-N-acetylglucosamine diphosphorylase activity
Source: RefSeq, a predicted model, not a curated record